AUGGGUGAACAACCUUCGAACAAGUGGAUAAAUAUUGAAGAAAAAGCCCCAACUCCGGAGAACAUCCAACGAAUUAUCAUCUGUUACUUAUUGGAGUUCACGUCUGCUAUAGAUGAACACCGGCCAAAAAAGAGCGUCGAAGAUCGAGGAAAAAGAAAUCUUGAACGCCAAGUAUCUCACCAUUAUUCAUCUCUUCCAAACUACCGUUUAGAAAGAAGAAUUUCAUCUGGUCCUCACUAUCAAAAUCCACAGUUCUAUUCCCGACCAUACAAUAAAGGUAGACCACAAUCUUAUCCCAUUCCUCCUUAUGCAGUUCAAAUGGAACCUCUUGUCCAUUAUUCUCAAAGAGAUCCUUUGUAUGAUACUAACAUUUUGUCCCUAGAUCCAAAGAACGGAGAUCUACUAACAGAAAAUAAUCAAGUCCAAGAAAACAUCGACAGAUAUGGAUACCAUAAGCCACGUGUCAUUGAAAGACCCGUGUAUAUCAAAGAACCAGAGCCUAUCAUCGAAAUUAUCAUCAAAGAGUCUAAUGUGUCAUUACCGGCGCCACCUACAGCUCCUCCACCACCGAAAAAAAAGAAAGAACAAGUACAGGUAUUUUACGUCAAGUACCAGAAAAACCCACAUGGAUCAGGAAAAGACAGCAUUUUAUACGAUAAACCAGUACCUGCCAUUUCACCUCAUAUUCCUGAUGAUGAACCCGAAGAAACACCGAUUCCUCAAUACCAACAGAGCGUAACUGCACCUCCACCUCCUAGUACUACUCUUAGAACUAUUAUUAAGCCCGAUUCUGAGGUUUAUCAUAGUCCAAGUGGGGUUAAAGUCACAUUCGGUAAAGAAGGAUUUGAUUACGAUAAAAGAUCUAGUAAACCUGAGGAUUACGUUCCUUUACGAUCUGCCGCCCCACAAGGAAGACAACUAACAUCCUUUUCAAAUACUUAUUUUAAGAGUCCUACUAGUAACAGUUUUCCAACUGUACCACACGGCUUGAGCUCAAACCUGAGACAACCACAGCCUUACAGAACCAUUAAUCUUCCUUCCAGUUAUAAACCAUUCGGAAGGCAAUCUGGACCGUCUGCACCGCAACAGAUUCCAAGUUUCUCAUUCCAAAAUUCUCAAUUUGGAGCACAAUUCAGUAGUUUCUCUCAACCCACCCCAUCCAAAUUUGAGCAUUCCGUUUCGCACCCUGCUCCUGCUAGAUUCCAGGCUCCAUCAAAACCAAAUCUUCCUCAAAAUAGACAACCUGUACCUUAUAAACCGUUCGAUAAUCUGCAACCACAGCAGAAUCUUCCACAAACAUCUGCACUACAUCAACCCAUACAAUUAAGACCUGAGACUCAUUUCCCAAUACAACAACAAUUACCUCUACAUGAAGAAACUCGAAACUUCAACUCCCAGAGAUUCAAUCAUUUGAAUAGUGGAGAAAUAUCAGCUCGACAACCUAUCUCACAACUCCAGAUUCCACAACAAUAUCAACAACUGCCAAAAAAUCUACCACAAGCAAACUUCCGCCUACCUCAGCAAGAUCACUUGACUCAAACUUUUCAACAAACUAGACCAGACCAUCAACUAAACGUCUACAGACCUCAAAAGAAUAUACAACCUCAAAUAAACUACCAAAUUAAAAAUCCCGCUCCGGCUGCUACUCCAUCGCAAUUCCAACAUCCUCAAUCUAAUCCUCCUGAACAUUUCCAUGCUCCUCAUCAACAUAAUUUCUUUUCUCAGCAAAAUGCUCCUCCUCAAACAUCACCAUUUAAUAUUCAAAGAAGUCCACAACAGCAACAAAAUUUCGUUACUCAAUCACCUCAUCAACAAAAUGAGCACGUUAAAGAUAUAUCAGCAGCUCAAAGUAUUUUACCACCUGGUGGUCAACUGAUUCCAUCAGUAUCCAAAUACGAAACACAUAUUUCUUCGAUCGAACCAGCUCCUUCACAAAGACUAUCGCCACAACAAUAUCAACAAAAAAUUAUACAGCAAUUCAAUCAAGACAAUUUACCCCAAAAAGAAACGAAUCGGGAGUUGUUGGGCAGUAACGAACUACUUACCAGACAACAAAGUUCUGGAUUACCACAUAACAAUCAAGCGUUCCGUACUUAUCAACAAAGCAAUUCGGGACAACAAAAUACUAUACAUCAACAAUAUUUCUCUCAACAACAAAAUAAAAACCCACAACCGAAUCAAAACGAAAACUAUAAUCAGUAUUUUAGAAAUACUCAAUUGGCAGAGACCUCACAACCUCAACAAAGUAGUCGAAACAAGGACAACCAAUUCAAUGGACGACCAGAAGAGCAAAUAAGGCAGUUCUACCAGCAAAGUUCCGAUUUUGGGCAGGGUGCAAGAGGUAAUACUGUAAGCUACUCGCAGUCGAUUGGAAACGAAUAUCGAAUAGGAGACGUGAAAACAACAUCCAGAAACCCUUACCAAAGUACUACGCCAACAUCUACCACCACCACAACGACACCAAAGCCUCCUUCAACUACUACCAAGGAUCCAAAAAUUUUAGAAGCUCAACUUCCAGAUGAAGUACCUGAUGAUCUUAGGAAGCAACUGUUAUCUUCGGGUAUCUUGAAUCAUGCUGAUAUUUCAGUACUUGAUUACGAUAAAGUUGGAGAUAUUCCAUUAUCUGCUUUACCACCAGAUCAACUUGCCAACUUUUAUGGAGCAGGGGGCGCCGCUCAAUUAUCAGCCAGUGACCCAGUUCCUUCGGUGGUACGACAAGACGGUACAACAGUUGAAGAUCACGUGGAAUUCGAAGGCGACGAACCUGAAAUGGCUGCAUCGGAAUUAGUAGAAAAAAUAGUUGCAAGUCCGUUGGUGGCUGAGCCCUCUAGUCUCGAAAUGAAGGUGGUCCGGUACGAUCCAAGUACCGAUAACGGACAACAGGUGCAAGAAAAGUAUGUCGAAGAAGAAGCGGAUCAGGUGAAUCCGGUGGUAUUAAACGAUAACUCGUAUAACAGAUACCUUCCUUUGAAAAUUAACGGAACUCAAUUUCCAAUUCCUGAUGUACAAGAAUUGAAAGGAAAGAGAAUUUCUAGUGUGGUGGUUCUUGCUCCAAUAAGUUACGACUUUUCUGUCAAUCGAAAAUCAAGAGAAACAACCAGAGAGCUGUCGAAAAAGUCGAAUGAUAUCGAUUUAAUCGAAGGAACAAGUCUAAAGGAAUUGCUGAGGAACCCUUCUUCAGAUAAUUUUAGGAAAUUUCUUGAAACCGAAAACAGAACUAGCAGCGACAAACAAGCAGUUAUUUUAUUAGUAGCAGAUUCUGAUUCUGUGGACGGUCAAAAAGAAAUUUUCAUGUAUGACGUAGCAACACAAACCGUGAACAAAUUGGACGGAGAAUUAUCAUCUGCCUUUGUAGAAGCUGCUGAAGCGAAUUCUGAUGAUAGCGCUGAGGAUUUUGCCUCUUCGAAUAUUGUGGAAACGACUGUUCCGUUACAGCUUCAAAAAAGUGGACAAAGCUUUUCUGACUUCGAGAUGAGCGCAAGAAGCAACAUCGAAUCGAAGGUGCCAAUUAUAAAUAUAUCCCAAGAUGAGGACAUGGAAACACAAGCAUCAGAGCAACUAGGAAAUUUCGUUGAUAUAUCCGCAUAUUGA
Diorhabda sublineata is the source of this 3591-nucleotide messenger RNA. RefSeq lists its product as uncharacterized. The transcript is spliced from 7 exons. The coding region runs from base 1 to 3591 and encodes 1196 amino acids. The record is from RefSeq and is a predicted model, not a curated record. Lineage: Eukaryota; Metazoa; Arthropoda; Insecta; Coleoptera; Chrysomelidae.